AUGGCGAACAGGCAGAACACAUCGUCACCCAACACAUCAGGAGCAACAGCGCGCAUCGCCAGGGAGAUAGCUCAGGUACAGAAGGGCAGUGACCUUUCGCUCGCUGUCGCAUGCCAGGACAGUGAUGUCCGUCACGUACGGGCUUGCAUCAUCGGACCUCCAGAGACACCCUACGAGUUCGGCUUCUUCGAAUUCAACCUCCAGUUUGGCAAGGACUAUCCCAUCAAAAGUCCCGCGGUGACCUGCAUCACCACCAACUCUGGGAGAUGUCGCUUCAACCCCAACAUCUACAACUGCGGCAAGGUGUGUCUAAGCAUCCUGGGCACAUGGCGAGGCGAGCCGGGUGAGGAGUGGAGCAGUGCACAGGGCUUGGAGAGCAUUCUGCUGAGCAUCCAGAGUUUGAUGAGUGCGCAUCCCUACGAGAACGAGCCCGGUCAUGAAGAGUCAAAGAAAGAGGAACCGGAGCCACAGGCGUACAUUGCGAAGAUCCGCCAUGAGACAUUGCGUAUCACGGUCAUUCAGCGCAUGGAGGCUCUGCUGUGUAUCGAUGAGAACAAGAUCCCUGCGGUCUACAGCCGAAUCCGCAGCAAGGCUCAAACGCCGGCUGGAAAGAUGACAUUUGCAGAGGCGGUUGACGAUGGCUCCGAAACUCCAAACACCGACACGUCCGUUCGUGAGUACGAUGCAGAAGCCACAUUCGCCGCGCUCGACUCCGGCAGGUGGGAACCCUUCACGGACAUGAUCAAACGCCGCUUUCUAUGGUACUACGAUAGCUACCUCAAGGCCACCAACGCGGCAAAGAGCGAGCAAGCUGAUGGCAAGGCCUUCACGCGCAUGCCGUUCGAAUACCCGCCCAACAGCAUUGAAGGCUCCUUUGACUACGCCGGGCUCGAACGCCGCCUCAAGCGCAUCCACGACCACCUCGAAAUGGAACGUAUCUGCUGGGAGUCGCAAGGCGCGGUACAGGUCGACCAGGGGACUCAGCUCGCCACGCAGCUCGCGUUCCAAUUCAAACAGUUUGAGCAUAAGUGGAACCACACCUCCUACCCCGGCUCACGGAUGGAGAUCAGCCUUCCAAAUUCCAAGAACCCGUUCGUCUGGCGCCUCACCAUCUUCGGCAACUCAUCGACCAACCUAGAAGGAGGCAUCUUCAACGUGACCCUCUCUAUCCCGCCCGACUUCCCAAACUCCCAACCUCGCGUCAAGUUCGAGACACCCAUUUUCCAUCACCGUGUCAGCAGCACCGGCUACCUCUGCUACUUCCCAGCGAAGCCGGACGAGAUUGCAUCUCAUCUCGAGGCCAUCGUGAAGACUGUUGAAGACCAGAACCCGACCUUCGACCCUCGCGCGAGCGUCAACCCUGGUGCCUUUGCGCUGUACUGGGGUGGCGAGGACAAGCGCAAGUUCUACAACCGGAAGCAGAGGCGGAGUGCACAGGACAGCACUGAAUUUUGA
Molecule: messenger RNA, 1455 nt
Organism: Saxophila tyrrhenica
Lineage: Eukaryota; Fungi; Ascomycota; Dothideomycetes; Mycosphaerellales; Extremaceae
Exons: 1
Coding region: 1-1455 (484 amino acids)
Source: RefSeq, a predicted model, not a curated record